This is a messenger RNA of Malus domestica (apple), 2083 nucleotides long. Its product is annotated as probable LRR receptor-like serine/threonine-protein kinase At3g47570. Lineage: Eukaryota; Viridiplantae; Streptophyta; Magnoliopsida; Rosales; Rosaceae. Gene Ontology annotation, biological process: protein phosphorylation. Gene Ontology annotation, molecular function: protein kinase activity; protein binding; ATP binding. The record is from RefSeq and is a predicted model, not a curated record.
UGAAAAUUUGAAGGCCAAAAGUGUAGUUGUGUGUUGAGGUGCCUUUUUGACCUAUAAUCAUGUCAUGCUCAGCUUCGGUCAUUUCUCAGGGUAAUUCAAAUUGCUAGAGGUGAAACUCCAGAUCAAACGGGACAGAAAACUGGCGUUGCUUGAAUUGAAGGCUAGGAUAACUACAGACCCUUUUGGAGUCAUGAGUUCGUGGAACGAAACAAUCCACUUUUGCCAAUGGCACGGUGUUACCUGUGGUCACCGCCACGAGAGGAUCACAAUGUUGACGCUGAGGUCCUUGAAGCUUGGAGGCUCUAUAUCGCCACAUGUUGGAAAUUUGAUUUAUCCCCAGAAUUAAUUCAUAUGUCUUCUUCAUAUGUUUAUUUGGAUUUAUCUCGAAAUCAUUUGAUUGGCUUUCUUCCCAUGGAAGUCAGACAAUUGAUAAAUCUAGAGCAUUUUGACGUUUCUGGAAACCUGUUGUCUGGUGAAAUUCCUCCAAGUCUUGGAAGUUGUAAAACCAUACACUAUCUUGACUUGCAAGAAAACUUCUUCCAAGGGACAAUUCCAUCUGAUUUGAGCUCACUAAGAGGUAUUGAAACCUUAUCUCUCGCUCACAACAACUUGUCAGGGACAAUUAUGAAAUUCUUGGAGAAUUUUACAUUUUUGCAAUCCUUGAAUCUGUCUUAUAACAAUUUAGAGGGAGCAGUACCUAUCGAAGGAGUUUUUCGGAAUGCAACUGCCACAUUAGUCCAAGGGAAUACAAAGCUCUGUGGGGGCAUACCAGAGUUUCAAUUGCCAAAAUGCGAAUUUCAACAUUCCAGCAAAAGGGGGUUGAGCCUAACCUUGAAACUAGUAAUUUCUCUCCUUUGUGGGCUUUCUGGAGCCUUUUUUUCAUUUGCCGUUUUGUACCCUUGUUGCUUCCGGAGUAAAAAAAAGGAGGAUCCUUCGAGUGAUUCUGAAAAAUUUCCAAAGGUGUCUUACCAAAGUCUUCUUAAAGCGACUGAUGGAUUCUCUUCUGCCAAUUUGAUUGGUAUGGGAAGUUUUGGGUCAGUUUAUAAAGGAUUACUUGAUCAAGGUGAAACAACAAUUGCUAUCAAGGUACUCAACCUUGAUCGACACGGAGCUUCCAAAAGUUUCAUUGCUGAGUGUGAGGCUCUGAAAAAUAUUAGACACCGUAACCUUGUGAAGGUAGUUUCGGCAUGCUUUGGAUUCGACUAUUGUGGUUCUGAUUUCAAGGCCUUAAUUUACGAGUUCAUGGUGAAUGGGAGCUUAGAUGAAUGGUUGCAUCCAGCUCAGACAAGUAUUGAUAUGAAUCAGAUGCCAAGAAGCUUAACUUUUUCGCAGAGGUUGAACAUUGCGAUAGAAGUUGCAAUGGCAUUGGAUCAUCUCCAUUAUCAGUGUCACAUGCCAAUAGUUCAUUGUAACCUCAAACCCAACAAUGUUCUUCUUGACUAUGAUAUGAUUGGACAUGUAGGUGACUUUGGGUUGGCGAGAUUCCUUCCAAGAACUCUUGAAGAUGGUUUUGGUAAUCAGUCAAGCUCCAUCGGAGUUAAAGGAACAAUCGGUUAUACUCCUCUAGAGUAUGGCAUGGGGCAUGAAGUGUGGCCACAAGGUGACGUGUAUAGUUACGGCAUCCUCCUGCUGGAAAUGUUUACGGGAAAAAGGCCAACUGGUGACAUGUUUCAAGGAUUUUCAAAUCUUCACAACUAUGUCAAGGCAGCUCUGCCUGAGCUGGUGUUAGAUAUUGUAGAUCCGGUUCUUAUUCAAGAAAAAGGGGAGGGGAGCUGAGUGCAAACCAGCAUCUAACUGCGGCUAGCACAACAAUUCGCAGGAAAAUUGAAGAGAGCUUGAUUUCAGUCUUAGGAGUUGGUGUUGCAUGCCCCGCAGACAUGUAUGGGGAAAGAUCGGGCAUCGUUGAUGUUGUGGCUGAGAUGUGUCAGAUCAGAAACAGACUUCGAGCAGAUAAAAUGUUGGAUUAGAAUAAGCGCACUGUUAAGUAUUAGCAUGUACGUAAUAAUCUUGUUUCCUUAUGUGGAAGUCGAAGUUCUCAUAUUUGCUUGAUAAAUAAAAACUGUAUAGUUGAUGACCUUUCUGA